UGCUACAGGCAACUGAGCGGCACCUUCCCCCAAAAUGAUGGAAAACGCCGUGUUUAUGUCAUUUACGUUCUACAGCACGAUCUUGAUUUUAAAAAUGUAUGUUGUUGCCAUCAUUACGGGACAAGUGAGACUCAGAAAGAAGGCAUUUGCAAACCCGGAGGACGCGCUGCGCAAUGGGGGGCUGCAGUACUACCGUGAGGACCCUGACGUGGAGCGGUGCCGCAGGGCCCACCGCAAUGACAUGGAGAAUAUCUUUCCCUUCCUCUUCCUCGGAGCCAUCUACUCCCUGCUGGAUCCCAGUCCUAUGGUGGCCAGGAUCCACUUCUUCAUCUUCUGCGUGGGGCGCAUCGUCCACACCAUUGCUUACCUCCUGCGGCUGAAGGCGCCCACACGCUCCGUGGCCUACAGCGUGGCACAGCUGCCCUGCUUCUCCAUGGCUCUGCAGAUUCUCCUGGCCACCACCCCGUACUGGUAACACCCAGCGAGACCGACCACCCAAAUCCCCUCGUCCUGUGCUCUGCUGGUUUCCCUGGCCGAAG
Molecule: messenger RNA, 539 nt
Organism: Egretta garzetta (little egret)
Lineage: Eukaryota; Metazoa; Chordata; Aves; Pelecaniformes; Ardeidae
Gene: PTGES
Product: prostaglandin E synthase
Exons: 3
Coding region: 35-475 (146 amino acids)
Biological process (GO): prostaglandin biosynthetic process
Cellular component (GO): membrane
Molecular function (GO): prostaglandin-E synthase activity
Source: RefSeq, a predicted model, not a curated record